This is a messenger RNA of Neocloeon triangulifer, 692 nucleotides long. Its product is annotated as dynein light chain roadblock-type 2-like. The record is from RefSeq and is a predicted model, not a curated record. Lineage: Eukaryota; Metazoa; Arthropoda; Insecta; Ephemeroptera; Baetidae. The transcript has 4 exons. Gene Ontology annotation, molecular function: dynein intermediate chain binding. Gene Ontology annotation, cellular component: centrosome; cytoplasmic dynein complex; cytoplasm. Bases 132 to 425 code for a protein of 97 amino acids. Gene Ontology annotation, biological process: microtubule-based movement.
CUCAUUGAGAACUUAGUCAUGUUGGUGAUUUUGACUCAUUUUGGUAACCAAAACAAGAAGUAAACAAGAAAGGAAAUAAAAGUUUUUGCUCACGUCAAAGAUUUUUCAAUUCGAAACCGAAUCGAUCAGGAAUGGCAGCAGAAGUUGAAGAAACUCUGAAGAGGCUCCAGUCCCACAAGGGUGUGAUUGGCACAAUUGUUGUCAAUUCUGAAGGAAUUCCAAUUAAAACCACCAUGGACAAUACGUCGACCGUACAGUACGCUGGUUUGGUCAGCCAGUUGGCGGAUAAAGCUCGCAGUGUAGUCCGAGACUUGGACCCCACAAAUGACCUUACAUUUCUUAGGGUCAGGACCAAGAAGCAUGAAAUCAUGCUUGCCCCUGAUAAGGACUACAUCCUAAUGGUGAUUCAAAAUCCCUCCGACUAGAAAAGCCUGCAAGUGAAAAUAUUUACUUGAUUAAUAAUUCACUCUGUGAAACUUCUAAUUUAUGUUCCAUGUUCAUUUAAAUUUACAAAAUAACUAUUUAUAAAAAAAAAUGAUGUAGCAAAGAGGGAAUCUAAGAAUUGAAAUCAUUUAAAAGUAACAAUAAUUGUUAUUACCACACUAUGCUAAUUUUUUCUUUUACUUGAGUAAUUAUUUACGCUUUAAUACAAAUAUUUCAAGCAAGAAAAUUAUAUAAUACUAGAGGAUUUU